UUUAUUAGUUGACAGUUUUUCUCGUCUAAUUGCUAGGCAACAGAUUUUCAUUACCUAAACAACCCAAAUUUACUCGGUAAAAUACAAACCUCUUGUGCAAUUAUAAGUGACAAUAGCUCGUUUGUAUAAGAAUGUCACGGCAACCUGUAUUUAAGAAACGCAGUGAACGACAAGAGUAUCGCAAUAUCAGAAAAAAAGUGGUGGACACGAUAGAAUUGUCAGUUUUAGAACAUCCUCCGAGUACAUCUACUUCAUUUUCAAAUAGCGGGUGAUGAAAAAUGGAGAACAGUUUCUACAAUUGAAGAAUUAAAGGAACUGAAUAAAAAAUUAAAUUCGGCCGAGAAUAUGACUGAGGCAAUUAAGACACUACAACUGAUUGGGGGGAAAGAUUUAUCCGACACUUGUAAAAGAGUGUUGGGUAAAAUUCUUUCAAACGAAGUUGCUGUGGCAAUGAACUGGUCGGGGCGCAAUCAAAAAGAAGGCUUUGUCCAUUUGAAUAACAUUGUGAACUUAGUUCUUGUCACUGUACGGAAAAACCCCUUGUGCAGAGACACAAAUAAACAAGAAGUGGAAAAUUCCAUAAAAAUUUGGCUACGUAAUGCGAGUGAUCGGGAUGGUGGUCGCAACAAACGUAUGAGAAGAACUGAAUAAAAAUUAUGAUGUUAAUACUUGUUACCUAAUGUGAUAUUUAUUUUUAUUUAUUUAGAAAAUUCUGUUGUUUUGUGCAUAUCUAUGUAUAUAUUUUUCGAAUGCCAAAUUUAUGUUUUUAUAUGCGUAAUAUCCAUAAUGUGAUAUUUAUUUUUGUUAAUUUAGAAAAUUCUGUUGUUUUGUGCAUAUGUAUGUAUAUAUUUAUUGAAUACUAAAUUUAUAUUUUUA
Messenger RNA from Photinus pyralis (common eastern firefly), 876 nucleotides. RefSeq lists its product as uncharacterized. The record is from RefSeq and is a predicted model, not a curated record. Lineage: Eukaryota; Metazoa; Arthropoda; Insecta; Coleoptera; Lampyridae. The transcript has 4 exons. The coding region runs from base 346 to 651 and encodes 101 amino acids.